UUCCAGGCCUCGGUUAGUCGUGCGAGUGCGAGGUUCGCGCAAGCUCGCGUGCUCGUAGUCGUCGAGCUUUCCACUCGUGCUCGUUCGGUCGCCUCCCUCGAGGAAGAGACGAACGGAACCCUAUCUCGGGAAGGUCGGACCGAUUCGACUCGUCUUCCGAGAAAAUUUCGAGGAAGAUCUUGGGAAAAACGGGAGGAUAAAAGAGCCACAAAGGACGACGAUGACGGAGGACGAGCAGGACACCCAGUCGGGAUUCGCGAGAUAGUGGAGGACAAUCCGGACGAAUGAUAGCGGCGAGCAGUCAUCUCGGGGCGAUUAGCAGCUUAAUUGAUCAGGCUCCGCUGUUUCGUAAGAUUUAUCGGAUUUAGCAACAAUGGGCUGGGCUCUCACCAGCCUCGGAGUGGCUUUGGUCAUCGUCAUCGCUGCCGGUGCUACACUUGUCCUUUGCAGAAGAUAUUGCAUCGGAUGGCAAUUUGGCACGAGGAAUGUCUGGAGCGUCUGCGAGGAAUGGAGGCAGAGGCUUUCUUGGCUUUGGGCACCACGGGAGGAAAAGGUGGGAUUGGUGAAGGCUCAGCAUCCGACCGCCCAGACAAUACCAGGCCUAUAUCGCCAGACUGGGAAUACCUCUCAACAUCUCCUGCAUAGCGAUAGCGACCUCCGACUAGACGCGCAAGGCGCCUUUACUAGAUUUGAGGCUGUCGACAGGGAUUUACAUCCACCCCUUGGCGGCAGCACGAUACCACCGCAACCGCUACGACCGGCUCCUCAGCCACGACCGACCGCUCGUCCGAGGCCGUCGCCACUUCAGACGCCGAGUACCGUCGACUACCUGAAGAUGCACGAGGCCGGUCCGGGUCCUCUGACGCCGCCUCCGUCGUUGCAGAGAGGAUCGAUACGAUCGAGACCUCCCGGUCCGUCCGUGUUUCACUUUCAGAGCGAGCCGCCGAAGAAUCACGGUCCUUUUCCACCCUCGAUCGAACAUUCCGCCUUCCUGUUCGACGAUCCGAAAACGAUAGUGGAAAAUAUUCAGAUGACACCUUAUCCCGAUCAGAAUCAUGUAGAUUCUAGAUCCAUCAGACAAUUUGAGCCUCCUUCCAAAGACCCGACGCGAUUUAGGUACGGGAUGAGUCAUCCCCUGGAUGGUCAUCUGGACAGCGAGGAUGUCAAUCGAAAUUACGGCGGCUACGAAAUCGUCCAGAGGAAUCACAUGGCGCGAUCGUACGCGAGGAACGACUCCAGAGGGUUGCCGAACAGCUUCGGCGCGACAAAUUCGUCGAACGCGACCAGUCAGAUGAUCAUGGAAUCGAUAUACGGUCCGCAAACCGUCUCCAAGAUGCUUCAGAAUAGUGACGGGCUGAACGACGAUCACAAUCGAAAGAACGGCGACGUGCAGAACAUCGAGAUGACCCCGUUCAAGAGUACCAUUUCCAGCCAUCAGGAGGAUGUCGAUUCCUACAUCUUUCAUGGCUCUCUGUCCAAAUCGCAGGACCUCCAACGCGUCUCCCAGUACAUUCAGAGUCUGCCCGAUUUUCCCGUUUACGAGCCCGUGAACGAGCUCCAAGCGUACCCGAGUCGGGAAUCGAUACUGUUCUCGAACGCGAUUCAGGGAUCGAUCGGAGACGAGGCGAAGAUCACGAGCGAAUCGGCCUCGAGCCCGAUACCGCCGCCACCGGCACCGCCAGAUCCACCGGAGGAGAUCCCUAAGAAGAGUAGCCCGACCACCGGCGAGAAAAUCUUCAGCGCGCUCAGGUCCGUCACCACCCAGAGCUACAUAGAUGCCUCGGAGUUUUAUAAUUCGGUGCUUUCCUCUGCGCAACAAAUACAACGGCUCACGUUUCCGUCGUUCGUAAACGAAAACACCGAAGAUAAUUUGCAGGAUGCUGAAUAUUUGCAAGAUAUGCGGGAUAUUUAUGCGGAAACCGAUCCGGAUGUGACCGGUCUAGAUGGUUCGAAACGGAGUUCCGAUCUUUAUAGUCCAGAACUGAAUCUGGAAGCUCACAGAACGGCGCAAGAAGUAUACAAUAGUCUACAAGAUCCACCGUCGUCUCCUUUGUUGGUUAAAGACAACAAUCACGAGCCUUACACUUAUUUAUCAGAUCCAAGUUUUACUCGAACGUCGGAGGAUAUUUUCAACAGCCUCGAACAACGACGUAAAAGUAUGGAAAGACUGAACGGCAUUCACGAAUACGUAGAAUUUGAUGCCGAUCCAUCGAGGAGAAGAAACAGCCAAGAACUCUACGCCGCCCUAGAGGAGGUCCAACUGAAGAGACGACUUUCGCAAAGUUUGGAGGAAUCGUAUAUGGGUUAUGGGCUCAACGAUUUUACUACCAGAUUGGGAAAUCGUCGAGGUUCGCUCGGUAUCGAGCCGGAACCACCGCCUGACGAGUCAACCUUGAAGAGAGCAAUCAGCUGCGAGAGCGUAUGUUCCGACACCAGCAUUAAUCUGAACGAUCUCGAAGCGCCCAUUGUAGGUCAUAUCUGCGUCGGGCUCGAGCACGAAAGAUGGGGCGGUCGCGGAAGCGAUUGCGAAGGCGAUUUGGUCGUGAGCGUCCUGGAGGCCAGGGAUCUCGUUGCCACCGACGAUUCUCCGGCGAAAGAUACUUUUGUUAGGGUGUGUCUUUUACCCGACAGGCAGACCCACGUGCAAACAAGGAUUUAUAGGGGAUGUCCAUCGCCCAGUUAUCAGGAGAAAUUCCUAUUUCCCCUUGAUGGCGGUCCGGCAGGCAAAACACUUCUCGUUGAGGUGUUUUCUGAUGACUCCAGCAUUGGCGGCGGCGCAUCGUUAAUCGGUGAAGCCAGUUUAAAGCUCGGAUCUGUGGCGAGGCCACCAGCUACGACGUGGUUACCGCUCAGUGGGCCUGCCUUACCUACUCCACACUUAGGGGAGCUGAUGUUUUCUCUCAGUUACUUGCCAACGGCGGAGAGACUCACUCUCGUAGUAGUUAAAGCCCGCAACUUGCGCGGUGCAAAUUCAACUCCGGGUGAUUUUUUCGUUAAGGUAUAUCUACUUCAACAAGGGAAAAAAAUACAUAAAAAGAAGACGUCCGUUAAGAAAGGAGAGAAGAGUCCGAUUUUCAACGAAGCGAUAAUAUUUAACGUGCCAGCGCACGCUUUACAGACUAUACAGCUGAGAUUGACAGUGGCGGAAUUGAACGGCGAUCAAGGUACGAAUCCAAAGGCGUACUCUGUCGGCCACAUCAUCAUAGGAUCUACCUCGACGGGAAAAGCGCUGGCGCAUUGGAGACAAAUGUUAGCGGCCUUGCGGCGUCCGGUCGCCAUGUGGCAUCCUCUCAGGAAGUAGAAGCGGAAUCGUCGCAUUUCGCGGGACGAGAGCGAAAGAGAAGCAGAGUCUUAAAAGUAUCACUUUUCAUGUACCAUCUCGUAUAAAAUUUUGUGUCACGCCCGCGUUCUUUGAUGUAUUUAUGCGUGUCCGGAAGAGAUAUACGCGCGUACUCUUAUAUAAUCUAAACGUAAAACACUAAGAUACAAUCAAUCUCUCUCACGCAGUGUUGCGUGUCAUAAGCAUCCUAUCUAUCUAGUACGUUAACGAUCGAUCGGACCACUGUAUGUGGCGAUAUCGUUUGACAAAGAAAUUUACAAUCACUGCGGAAUUUCUACUGCACACCGCGUUUUGAGCCGAUAUUAAGUAUCUUAAUUGUCCAAUUUGUCCAGAAAAUGAAUUCGUCGUCAAGGCGCAAAUUUUGCGCUUACGUCGUUAUCCGAGAAAUCGUGCAAAUCUCAAACAAUUAAGGCCCCUGGAUCUUAGCCGCGACAAUGUUAGAUUGUGACGUCAGAGGCGAGAAAGCACACGCUGAAAAUUCAUAGACGCUGUUUUUAAACGAAAAUAUAUUUUAAUAAAACACUACUUUAAAUGGCUUUAGCACACUUUUAAAAUACCUAAUAGGAAUUUAAAAAAUGAAAAGUAUUCUUUUCUUGAUAGUCAGUCAACAACUGCAAAAUGAUCGUGAUCAUAUCAGACUUUGUCAUGCGGAAUGACUGCGCAUGUGCAAAGACCAGACGGACUGGGCCUCAUAUUACAGCAAUUUUACAGUUAUUGGUGGAUUAUAAAGGGAAAAGGAUAGUUUUUGAGGUAUUUUAAGAAUUUAUUAAAGUUAUGAAGUGCUGCUUCAUCGAAAUAUUUUAUUUCAAAAUGGUACGAAUUUUUAGUGUGUGUUUUCUCUGACAUCACAAUUCCAACAUGGUCGGCAAAGAGUCAGGGGAGCCUUAAAUAGCAAAAUUAAGUAUUUCUUUUAAAAGGAUAGAUAAAAGGAAUGGAUGGCGAAAUUUGAUGCGGUUGACUGAAUGUGACGCAAAAUUUCUAGCAAUGUGUUCUGUUACAUAUCUCUCUCUUGAAGCAAUUAACUCUUUGAAGCAAUUACUUUUUGAAUUGUAUGGAUCUCUCUUUUAGAGAAUAUUUUAAUUGCAAGUUCCUCUCUCUUAGAAAUCAAAUUACAAACGUUUGACGUCAUGCGACUUGAAACUUAAUUACAUAAUUAAUUAGUAAAUCAUUCAUCUUUUCCUUCUUCACUUUCGUAAUUCAUUUAUCACUAUCAUAAAAAUGUUGGCUUUUUAUUUUCCUGGGAUAGACGAAUUUUUAGUUUCUCGACAUUAUCUAUAAUAACACUUUGCUUGCGUCAUAAUUGAAUAAUUAUCAUUCAUAAAAGAAUAAAUACAUAUUGCGCAGUUAUAGCCGUAAAUAAAAGCGGUAAGAUUGUAUUUUUUCACAUAUGUGCGCUAAUUCUAAUCGCACGAUCGAUUACGAUCCAUUCCACGACAAGAUAAUGCACAAUGCACGGCAAGAUAACGCAUAAUGAAAAAUCAAAGCCCAAUUGCAAUAUUCGAUGGUGUCGGAACUAUGUUGAGUUGUUGAAAGACUUACAGCUCUUGCAAUAGAUAUGACGAUUCUGCAUUCAUGAAAAAUAAGACAUAGUUCCCUAUAUAAAUGUUACGUAUUGAUUUUUGGGCUAUUAUGUUAUAUGUCUCGCCUUUUAGAGAGAAUAAUUAAAGGUCACAAUUUUUUACUAUUAUUAGAAUUUAACUAGAGUAAACAUAAGAAAAGAAUAUCGUAAAAUUAGUAUGUAAAAGAAGUAACUGUAGAUCUCUUUUUCCUGUAAUUAUCUCACGAAAAGUCCCAUCGUUGUGUAUGAUGGUGACCCAUAUAGUGACGUGUGUGCCUGCUCAUUCGCAAUUUGUAGUUUAAAAAUUUGUUAAACAUUUCCCAAGUUUAUUAUAACAAAUAGCAGAAUUUUCAUUUUUUGCAUUUUUCUCGUCAAGAUAAAAAAAUGAAUGUUAUUUUGU
Nylanderia fulva is the source of this 5298-nucleotide messenger RNA. RefSeq lists its product as uncharacterized. Gene Ontology annotation, cellular component: exocytic vesicle; plasma membrane. Gene Ontology annotation, molecular function: SNARE binding; clathrin binding; calcium-dependent phospholipid binding. Lineage: Eukaryota; Metazoa; Arthropoda; Insecta; Hymenoptera; Formicidae. Gene Ontology annotation, biological process: synaptic vesicle endocytosis; calcium ion-regulated exocytosis of neurotransmitter. The record is from RefSeq and is a predicted model, not a curated record.